UGUGGGAUACACGCGAGGCGUGAACCACCUGCGACUCGAUGCAACAGAGACGGUCCAAAAACAACGUCGAAUCGUGAGGUGAAACGUGUGCGCUUGCUAGUAUUGUUGAUAUUUGAAGUAAGUGAGUAGUAAAUUUGUAAAAUGUCAAUUCUAGAAGAUCGGAAGGCGUACCUGGAUAAUCCGUUUUUCACUAAGCACCAGUACGGCGAUUUUACCCCGUUCUACAUCGCCAUUACUAUUUGCUCGGUUAUCGGUGCUGUCCUAUUUACACUGAAUUUCAUAUUCUGUUGGUGUUCCCCGUGGCGAAGCUACUGGCAAAAUCGUCACACCGGAAAUCGCUGGGUACAGUCUAUCUGGACGAAUACGCCGCACAAAAAUCCACCGCUGGAUCUUACGGAGCUGGAAACUGGACUGACGACUUACACGCGGCACCAGGAACAGAUUGUUCAGUAUCACCAUCGGGAGCCUGACAUCCAGGUGAUACCGCAGUCGCAGGAAUACAUGGGACUGCAGAAAAGGGAAAGCGAGAUAUAA
Neodiprion fabricii is the source of this 534-nucleotide messenger RNA. RefSeq lists its product as uncharacterized. The transcript is spliced from 3 exons. The coding region runs from base 142 to 534 and encodes 130 amino acids. The record is from RefSeq and is a predicted model, not a curated record. NCBI's taxonomy places the organism in Eukaryota, Metazoa, Arthropoda, Insecta, Hymenoptera, Diprionidae.